AUGACCUUCCUCUUUUGCAAAUGGUUGAUAGCCGCCAAUAUUGUCACUCGACGCAGGAGGAUAUCAGACUCAGAGGAAGAGAUAGCUCCACGACAAGCAACAGAAGUGACCCGUGAAGCUGUGAUGUCGCCUCGAGGAAAAGAGGCUGCUGAAUCAUCAAGGAAAGGAAAGGAACCGGCUCUCCCAGUUGAUAGUGAAGAGGAGUUUGAUAGUGAAGCAACCGAAACUUCAGAAGGGGAAGACGAGAAUGAAUCAAGUUCUGAGGAAGUAUCUGGCCUUCCCGAUUCAUUCUUUGAUAGAGGACUUGUAAGGCCUUCUGUCGCUCCGACCCAACCACAAGCUGCUCCAAAGAAACGUAAGGAAAGAGUCGUCAUGGAACAUCCUAACCGGAUGACGGUAGAAGUUCUUAGUUGCGACGAAGAGGAUGAAGAGGAUAUGGUGCCUCUCAUUCGUCGGCAAAUAUCUCGAACUUCUACUCAAGCUCAAACUCAAGUUUCUCCCCGAGCUGAGUUACGCACCAAACAUCGUCAUGAAGGUUCUGGUGCACGCCCUCUGAAGAAACAGAAGAAAGCUGUUUCUAAACCGCGCGUUCAUCUUCCUGCUGUAGAAGAGACAUCCGGUCGUAGUGUUUCUUCUGAUGAACAAGGGAGUCGAGAGGAAGGAGAAUUGUCAGCUGAUGCUGCUUCUCCCGGAGGUAUGGAAAUUGAGGAAACAAGCUUCGUCCAACAAAUGCAUGACGCUCUGAAGGAAGGAUCGGCUGAUGUUCCACCCACUCCUGACGUUGAUCCAUCAGCUGUGGACACAGGUCUUAGGGAUCAGAGAUGGUAUGGGAGGUGGAAUAGGCGGAUCCAUACUGGAAAAGGUUGGGGAACCGUUGAAAGCCUGAUAUCCUCCUUCCAUCGGCAGAAUCUGCCCGUAAAGGUGCCCCCAUCUACCAGGCCGAGCUCUGUGGUUUGGGUAAGAAGGGAGACGGAUGGAAACUGCACCAUGAAGCUAUUUCCUGGCGCUUCUUUGAUUUGA
Molecule: messenger RNA, 1020 nt
Organism: Asparagus officinalis (garden asparagus)
Lineage: Eukaryota; Viridiplantae; Streptophyta; Magnoliopsida; Asparagales; Asparagaceae
Exons: 3
Coding region: 1-1020 (339 amino acids)
Source: RefSeq, a predicted model, not a curated record